UGAAAAGUGAUAAAAAUCGUGCUCCGUUAAAAAUGUGUAACAGAAUAUUAUUUAUUUUUCUAGUAUUAUUUGCGUUCAUUAGCCCAUGUUUGAUGGCGAACGGACGCAAAUAUGAUGUGGAAACUGAAGCGUUUAAGUUGUAUGGUGAAGACUUUAAAACUGUACUGAGGAGAUUUAGGAAGACACCCGAUUAUUUGAAGAUCCUGAAUGAUAAGAUGAGAGACCUCCGCACAUACGUGUCAGAGAUGAGUCUCCAGGUGCUACACUACUUUCAUACCAAGAUGGCUCAGAGGGUCAAUGACAUCAUAGGUGUGUCUCGUGUCGACGAUGGUGCAUCAUCAUCCUCUAGUCCUAUGCUUUACUAUCACGCUUACGGCAACAGGAGACAACAGAAUGAUAUGAAUCAAGACGAGUAUAGUAGGAUUGGAAUUAAAGUUUUAGAUGCAUAUAAAAUAUUCGGACAUCCACUAACAGUCCAAGAGAGGAAUAGCUUUAAAGACCUUGGAUUUGAAUUCGCAGGGUAA
This is a messenger RNA of Spodoptera litura, 524 nucleotides long. RefSeq lists its product as uncharacterized. The record is from RefSeq and is a predicted model, not a curated record. NCBI's taxonomy places the organism in Eukaryota, Metazoa, Arthropoda, Insecta, Lepidoptera, Noctuidae.